Molecule: messenger RNA, 19700 nt
Organism: Porites lobata
Lineage: Eukaryota; Metazoa; Cnidaria; Anthozoa; Scleractinia; Poritidae
Source: the annotation of a GenBank genome assembly
AUGAGAAACCAUAAAAAGCGCACUGCGAGAAAGGGAAGAACGGCCUCUAGCGUGACGCAGAAGAGGGAUCGAACAGCUGAACGAACAACUGGUAGGUUUCAUUUCAGUCUGUUUAUAUUAAAGCAACGUGAGCUUUUAGCUUUAAAAUUAGAGAGUUGCUUUUAACUUAAGUCUAAAUUAAUCUUAUUUGAUCUUUUGUUAUUACAACGUUUUCCUUAAGGAUACACAUGAAUGAGCUUUGAAGAUUUUUUUAAAUUGAUUAAAUUAUUUUACACGUCAAUUCAAGGGCCAGUUUUAUUUUCAUUUCGCUGACAGUUUAUAGAAUCAUACAUUUUUUCAGCUCCUCGCAUUCAUCCCAGUCGUGGAUCUGAUCUUGAGCAAGUCCCAGUGGUUACCAGCCUACCCCCUGCUGUGGAUGGUCAUCUCAGGUGUUUUCUGCGAGUGUCUGUGCAAACAAUUCACUGGAGAAUACCAAAGUAUCCUGAUGACGUUCAAGUACGACUUAAAUGGUGGGGUGAAGAAGGGGAUGGAGUCUUGUUCAGGUGAUUACACACACCCGGGGUACUGCCAUAUAUGGGCUAUAUAGGUAUGUGCCGCUGUGAAGGGUAUGGUUUUCAAGCAGUGUACCCUAGGAUAGGGUGUAUAAAUCAGAGCGUUUGGGACUAGAAUAGGGUAUCAUUUUUCAGGAAACUGAUCAGUUGGUUGAAGAUUUUGUCUAGACUAGGUAAACAGCUACUCUAGGAUAGGGGGAUCUGGGGAGUUUACUCUAGUAUAGAGUAGCAAAAUUCAGCUGAACUAGCUCUGGUAUAGGUUAAGGGUUCCAGGGUCCCAGCGGCACAUCCCCAACCAGAAAUUCCUAAAGUACCCCCCGCCCCGUGGGAUUACACACAAUUAUUUAAACUAUGAAAGUCACCGUUCUGCCCACAGGUAAAAAGUGUAGAGUAUUAAUAUUUGCAUAUCAAACAGCACUAAAUUGAAUGACUGUAAUAAAUUUUUGUCCUUAUCAUUUAUGAUUUAUUAGGCCCAGAGAUGACAAAGCAACUGACCUAUCACAUGUUUCGAAAACAUUUACCUGUGUUCGCUAUGCUGUAUGUAGUGGUCCCAAACAAUUCAGCGCUUACUUAAAAGGUAUUUUAAAUCAGCUGAUGGGAUUUCAGAAAUAUCUACAUUGUAACCUUCAAAGGUUUUGGGUGGCAGGGGCUUUUUAUGAACCUGUCAAGAGAGAACAGCUUAAAAUGAUAUUUAAAACAAAACAGUAUUUCCUGUAAUAAGACUGUAGUGAGAAGUAAAUUUCUUGUUUAGACAUGGGAUCACUGAUAUUUGAUGUAGUUCAUGGUCCUUCGCUGAUAUUGUUGGGACAUGUUCGACUGGCAGAUGUCACACAGCUUUCUGCAAGUGAUCCUAUCCAGGGGUAAGUUCAAAGCUAUAGUAAAUCCUAGGUAAUAUAUCCAGAUGGGUAAGUUGAAAAAAGCUAUAGCGGGUAAACUGAGGUGUUUCAUGCAAGUUUAACAGAACAAAACUAGGAUGCAAAAGUUUUUCAUUAUUUUAAGGUAUUUUCUUUGUAAAUUAUUAAUGAGUUUUUUAUUGCACUGAUUUUUGUUGAAGUUACUGUCAAACUUACCAAACUGUAAACACCUAAAAUAUUAAGGAAUGUUUGUUUCAUGACCAAUCACAGUGACGACCAGGACAUCCAAACAAGUCACAAAACUACAAAUGCUGUCAGUAAUAACUGUUGCUGCAUGUGGCUUAGUUUCCCACACCUGAUUUGCUCCUCUCUUGUAGCACAAUAACAUUCCAGAAAUAUUUCUGGAGCUUGUAGUUUUGAGUUUGACAGUACAAUACUAGUUAGCUAUGGUUGAAAGACCUGGUUUUGGCUCCAUUUCUUAUUGUGAAAUGAAAAGCAUUGGCUACUUUUUUCCCAAAAUAAAAGUAACAAUUGUAAGAGAAGAAGUGCCUUUAUUUACCAUACAUUCAUUUGUACACACAUAACCUAUUACAUUACUACAAGGCAGGAGAUCAAGCAAACUCUGUAGAGCUUUUAGAUGAUCUCUGCAAUGAAAGAUCCCUUUAAACCUUUUUACUCUGUCAAUUUUGCUGAACUCAAACCACCUGCCCAAAGGAAACUACUGGAGAAAAGACAAUUCCUUGCAUUAUGUCUCAAGCUGAGUGGAUUAACUUACAGACUUAACAGGUUGUGAUUUAUCUUUGAUAUUGUUUUAGCUUCUUUGAUGUCAUUUCCUCAACUUCACCUGGUGCCAAAAUAGCCCUGUUGUACAUCACUUUAAGAUUUGAGUCAAUAUCAGGUAACUAUCUAACAUCAACUCAUACAAAGUCAAGACUGUGUUUUAAGAAAAAUUGAAGGGAGCCCAUUACUCUGAACGUGUGAAUCUCAUUUUCUUGACUUCUAUAGCUAUAACAAAUGUUCAUAUUUUAAACUCUUCCAGCAGCAUACAACCAGAUAUCAUCAACCAUACCAACAGUAGACGUGGAAAUGGAUGCACAAAGGAGACGACCUUCUGAUGAAAGUGAUGUCCAGCCUACUCCUCCCCCUCUCUCCUUAAACCCUGCCACACCCAUCACCCAUCCUAGACUGACUGCACAGGACACUGACCUCUUUGUGUCACCAGCACCCCAUACUAAGGUAUAUUAUAUUACUGGUAUACUUACUCUCUUAUCUGAUUCCCAGUAGCAUGCCCAGUGGUCAUUGUAUAGUAAUGUACCAAUUCAAAGAUUCAUUGUGAAGAUACAAGAUGAGAUCAUGAUAUCCUGGGAUUUGUUAUGCCCCAGGACACUGCAUGUCUUAGUGCCCCUUUCCCAGUGCAUUCAAAAUUUCUGUUAUAAUUUCCUGUGUUUAAAAUGUUAUUUAAGUGUUGACUUUUAUAAGCUGCAACUUUUUUUGUUAAUUUUAAGUGAAAGUUACUGUUCAAAAUUAAAUUCAGGUUAAAACUUUUCAACCCAGGUUGAUUCUCAGUUUCCUAUUUUUUUCUCAAUGCCCUAAUUCAUGAAUAAUUAGCACUAGGACACAAAAGAAAUAGAUGAUCAACCUGCUGAAUGUCUGUUGUUUUUUAGGUUGUCAAGUUCGCUCCAAACAGUCCUGAGCGAUUAGAAUAUACAGCAGAACAAUCACAAGAAGCAACUGAUGGAAGGGAAGUUGAGGACACCUCAGAGAAAGGUUUAUACACAUUUCAUUGAAAAUAUAGUUUGGCAAAGUUUUCAAUGUAUGUUUCAAGUUAAAUGGACCAAAACAGAUUUAUUAUAAAGAUUGUGGGAGGUGCAUGGACUGUCUGGACCUAGCAGAUUACCGGUAUAUUAAACUGACCAGUCCAUGCUUUAAGAAGGAAAUGUUAAAAAGAUGUCAUUAUAUGGCUACAAUAGUAAUGCACACUCUGAUUGGCUGCUAACUGGGCAAGAUUUUCUUAUAAUGACCGUGCAUUACUAGCUAGGUGUCCAAUGAGGUGUAGUGCUUUUUUAAAGUUAUCCGCUAACCAGUUAUUAGUUUUAAUCGAUCACAGGCUCAGGCCCAUAAUUUCUCAUAGGCAAAGACUGAGCAGUAGUGAGGUCAAUACAUCAAGGCCGAGUUCUGAGAUUUCCCUGUAAUGACUCUACUCUUGGUUUUAUAAUACACAGUGUAAUAGGCAAGUGAUGAAUUGUAAAUCCUGAAGUUUUGCUAUCCAAGCCAAGUAAUGAAUAGAUCAUUUUUGUACUGUAUAAAAUAUAGGAUACUAUGAAAGAACAUCAGCAUCUGAGUCAGCCUCAGUUAGCAGUCAAGAGCAAGUCCAUGGACCGCAUACCAGAGUGUCAUCUGAUCUUAUUGGUGCAUUACUUAAGCGAGGAGAAAAGCUAAGAGAAGCAAUGGUGACAACAGCUGAUGAAGACAAUGAAUUAGAUGAACCUGGGGUACUUGGUACAUUUGUGGAAAGGUCAGUUGUUACGUUAUAAAAUAAUGGUCUUAUUGAUAUACUGUUACAUCCUUUUGUCUUGGAUUAUUUAAGCCCUAACUUUGACCAGAAUCUAAUUUUUCAUUACUAACAAUGAAAUGUAACUGCCAAAGUAAUCAAGCAUAGGUAACUAGCCAGAUUGUCAGAAAGUUUUGAAGUAGACAGCUGAGUUGUCAAAGAAAGCAGCCAGUCUUAUUUAUUAGGAUCACUGGACAUGUAUAAAGAAUAGUCUUGAAAAUCUCCUUACUGAUUUUAGGGUUCAAAAGGAUUUAUAACAAUCAGACACAGGAAGCCAAAAAAUAAUCUCGUUUGCUUGAAAAUUGUUUUCACUCAAAGAAAAAAUUGGAGCCAUGACAGACCCUAAAUUUUCUUGCUUACUUCCUUUGUUUAAAAAUUAAGAGAAUUCUUACUACCUGGUAUCCAAUAUAUUGUUUAAUUAUUCUAAGUUGAUCUUUAUUAUUUUAGCACUACACCUCCUGGUAAACUGUUCAAGGCAAUUCUUACCUCAAAUGAGGGCGAUAUUAAACCUGACUCACCUGGUGAAGAUGAGAGUGCAUUGAUUGAAUCAGUGUUUUUACAUAAUGAUAAAGCUGUUGACUUAGUGCUUGGUGAAGAAGAUCCACAUUUUAUGAUGAACUCCUCUGACUCCUCACCUGAGAGCAGUGUAGUUAGUGAGGCUGGAGAACCACUCUAUGAUGAGUCACUUUUGAAAGAUUUGUUUUACACUACACCGGUAGGUUUAAAAAAUGUUUACUUGACAAAGUUGAUCAUCUUACUUAAAAGCUGAUCAUGUUAAAACCAAAACAAAAUUUGCAUGAUUUUAAUGGAAGGCUACUUUAACUGUGAAUAUGUCUGUCACCAUUGACCAUGCGAGCGAAACUUUAUUGCGUUAAUUUAUUGUGUCAGUGUAUCAAAUCUUUUCAUGGUAAGGCAAUUUUUUAAAUUUUCUUCUCACCAUGAGAGCGGUCAUUAGAAUGAAGAAAUUAUAUCCCACACAAAAAAUCUCUUUAUUUCAAUUUUUAACAACCUGUUGUAGUUUCCACAAGAAAUAAAAUGGAACAUGAAAAAUAAAAUGUAUGCUCAUGCACACACAUUUUUAAGAUGCUAUUUUUUUAAACUGUAUUCAGGCAGUGGCUUCAGAUACAGAGUCGGAUAAUACAGUCAGCACUGAUGAUGAUGAUGAUGAUGAGCAACCUCUGACUCAUGUCACGUCUUUAAAAUCAAGAAAAGAGAAAAAGGUAACUCGUUCUUAUAUAUUAAAUGUGUUUGUAUCUGUAAUUCAUUGAUACAUUUGGGGAAAAUAAUGGCUAUUAUAAAUUAAUGUGCAGUUAAAAUCAACAAAUUUGUCGAUUCAUGAUGGCAAUGUACAUCCAUCUCUUUUUGUGCAAUUGUUAUUAAAACCGUUGUUAAACAUCCAUUGAGGAUACUGCCACGGUAAACUGUGAAGGGUUUUAUGUUCAAUAUGUAUCCUAUUUUGCAGAAAACCAGGACAGCAAAGGGCAGGCAACAAUUUCCGCAGCAAUUACUCAUACAAGAACGUGAUGAGAAAAUCCAAGAUGUAUCAAGUGUGGAAUAUAUUGAUCCCAAUCAAACCAAUAAUAGUGAUACCCCUGAAAAAUAUAGAGGUGAUCUGUCUUCAUUUGAAUAAAUAAUGCCUCAAAAGAAAUUAUCAUGUCCAUAAAUUCAUUUUCUCAGAACAAAAUUCCCAAGAAAUGGUUCUUGUAAAAAAAUGUCAACAAAGAAAAAAAAAAAACCAGACAAUGGCACACAGCCUAUGGUUCACACUGCUGGUGGAAUCAAUAAAACCUUCCCCAGAGUCCUCAAAAACUCUUUUGGUGGAAAAAUGACACACCAAUUGUGGUUUGUUUUCCCUUUUGUAGAAUCAUUUAAUAUCUUUCUUUUAGAGUUUCAACUAUCACAAAAGAUGACUCAGAGAAUAUAUACGUAGUAUAAUUAUUUUAAGGUCAGCUUUGACCAAAAAAUGUGGAAUUCACCAACGAUGUCAUCCCUUUAAACCAGCCCUUGUAACCACUACAUUAUCUUGUAUCCUGUGACUUUUAUUUGUCUGUAGUCCUGAUACCUGUAUUUUUCCCAUUGUACAGGUCACCACAGUCCAACAAAUAGUUCUGCAGAUUCAUUUCCAUCAACUAAGAACAGCAAGGAGUCAAGUCCAAAUCCUCAUGAAUUCAUUGAAAAUAUUGGUCCUGAGAAACUGACUGCAUUGGGUAGAGUUGAUGCUGCUCGUGUUAUUGUAGAUAGUCUUGGAGUCAAUGGAGAUAAUGUGAAGUCAGGGUAAUAAUGUCUGUAUUUGUGAUGGCGAGUUGUUAAUAAUGUACUGUUAGUUGAUCAGAGUUAGUGUCACACCUGACAUUGACACUUAGAUCGAGUUGCAUACUCCACUGAGAACAGCAACCCCUACAGAUAUAACUGCCUCUUCUCAUUAUUUUUGUUCAGGACAUACUUUGUUGAGUACAGCUUCCCUGCUUCAAUGCUUACACAAAGACAAAAAGAAAACAUAUCUAUGGCAACAGAACUAACCAGAAUUGCAUCAAAAAAGCUCCAAGAUGCAGGUAAAAUCUCAUCGCUUGACAAUAGCAAUCAACAUGGCUGGUCUAAUAAAGGUGGUUUUAGGUUCAAUACCUCAAACACCAGUUACAAAUGUGUGUUUUAAAAUAUUCAUUUAAAUUAGGCAGAUUAACACCAAUAUGAUGGAUGACUUAUUAACAAUGUCAUGUAGACAGACUAGUUAUCUGUAUUGUUUUUGGCUGCUGUGUAGGGUUUUAAUGAAUAGAUUGUUUUGUUUCUCUCUCCAGAAGUAUCAUUCAACCAUCGCUCAGUGUUCCCAGCACUGUUUAAUUCAACUGUGAUAGAUUACUGGUGGAGAAGACCACUGACCUUCAGAGUUUACUUUAGAGAGUCAGGAAAGAGAAUGGUACAUUGCUAUUUAGAAUGGUUGAGAAUUUGUAGGAUAGCUACAAUCAGUUUCAAAAUUGUUGACACAUUGAACUCAAGUAGGGUAACUUCAGAGAACAAAACAAUCCACACCCCUCCCCCUCCCCUCCUAGAAAGGUUGGGGUGUUCUACAGGUAGCUUAAACAGGAGCACAACAUUGCAUGGAGGGAGGGGAUCAUGGGAAAGGAAAAGCUUUAUUUUCCCUUUUUGAAGUCAGUCAAGAAAAGAAAAGACCCUUUAGGGCAAAAUGUCUCAACUAAUCUUGCACUGAUUGUAGGCUUAAACACACCUGGCUGAUAGCAGGCCCAGAUGUAACUCUUCUGUUUGAAUUACAUGAAUACAGUGUAAUAAUUUUACCAAGUAAGUUGACACUGUAUUUCUGUUUAAGCCUGUAGUUGUUGGAGUAGCAACCUUUCCUCUCAAGACAGUUCUUCAAUCUGACACUCUCAGCUCAUCAGCAUCUUUGCAAAUCAAACGCAGUGUGGAUCAUAUUAGACGUGAAGAAUCCAGUAGUUCAUCGUCAGUGUAUCAUGCUUCCUCCUCAGAUGAUCAUCCUCUUUAUGGGGUAUCAUUUGGUCCCUUAUUGGUAAGUGCAGGUACUCCAACCAAGUGUAAAAUCAACAGUUCUUUCUCAUGGCAGUCCACAAAAAAUACUAAAGAAACAUGUCUCUGACAUUUUUAUAACAGCCUUCUCAAAGUCAUUAAUAAUUCAUAAAGAAAAUACAAAGGAAAUUAAUGUUUAAUAGUGUUUGGAAAUCAGAUGAAGAACUGCUCAUUUUUGCAUCCUUAAUUUAUCCUUCUAAAAUCAUUUUGUUUGAGAAGUAAUAUCAAGCAUUUGACACAGUGUUUCAUCACCAGAUGAAACGCUUCGAAGUUCGUCAAAAAUACUGUGCUGUGCAUUGUAUUUUCAAGUCUCUUCUCAGUGUUUUAUCUGGUGAUGAAACACUGCAUCUCAUGCAUGAUAUAUUACUUGAAACAUGAUGCUGUCAAUAACACCUACCUUUAAAUUUAGACAGUUCCUUGUGGAUUGGUAGGGUCAACAUGUGUCAUCAUUUUUUCCUGCCUUAAGUAAUAUUAUUUUACUGUUUCUUAAUAUAGGUAAAAGUGGAAUUAAUGACAGAUGGAAAGAAGCUUCAUGUAAAACCAAGCACUCACAAGAAGCCCCCUCUUCCAGCCACAACAACACCAACAAAGACAGCAGACCAUUUACAGGUUACAAAACCUGCUCAAAUUGUUGGCCAGGUUUUUCAUAAAACAUCUCAUAGUACAACCAAGGCUGCCAGCCUGUCAGACAAAAUGUUGCUCCAAACUUCUUCUAAAUUUGACAGAGUUGAUGAACCUGAAAGAGAGCCUUUAACACUUUUCCUGCUACUUUGGAUACCUGAAGGCAAGGAUCUCAUCCAACAUGGUUACCAUAGUAACCAAGGGCUUGUUACUAAAAACAACUUAUACCUGGUUUGCCGUAUGUUUUGGUGUGAUGAGUUAUCUAAAUCAAGAGUGUGCUGGGGAUCCGCAAAUCCAUCUUUUGGCUUUAAGCAGGUAGGUCCAACCAAGCAAAAUGAGAAACAGAUCUGAUGAAGUGAGCCAUCCUUUGGUGCAGAAUGACUUGCAUACAUACAGCUUAUUUAAGCAAGUUACAUUUAGUUUAAUAAAAAUAAUAACAUUUAUUUAUACCGCACAAAUUCAGCUAUGCAGUUUUCAAAUGCGCCAAAGAUUGUUAGAAAAUGUUUUGUUUAGGAAUUUCUGUUAAUCACCAACCAAAGGUCAUACAUAGCCUACAAACUCAGUUGUAAACCUCUAUUAUCUCCUAAUCUUGAACACUACGCGGGGCAGGUCAACAUCAGCUUAAUUAUAACCAGUGGCACUGAACCAUAUAUUUCAAUAUGUUUAGGUUGCCCCAGUGCUACUAACCUCAUCUCUGCUGCAACGAGUCUGUAAUAACUUUAUGGUGAUUGAAGUUUGGAACAGGAUUGCUUCACAAGACCAUGGUGACCAGGUGAAGUGGGAAGAAAACAAACAGUACUUAUGUGUUUGUUUGUGAAAAGUGUGUUUGUAUUUAUCUAUGUUGCAUGCUUGUGAUAGUGAACCAACAAAUGCCAAAACGAUCAUUUUGCUCUUUAAUGAUAACUCUGUCCACCUAUUGUGAACAUUUCCUAAAUUAUCUAGUAUAUAAUUAUUCCUAUUUGGGAAGCAAAAGAUAAUAAUUUUCUUUUUUUCUAACUUAAGUUGGUAGGACUUGUGAAGUUACCGUUGCACCAGCUGUACUUGUCAUACAGGGAUCCCAAGAUCACUAAAACGCUACUCAAGUCUAAGGUAACUAACACAUUCUGUCUCUGAUCACUGACGGCAGUAAUAAGACAAUAGCUUGUUCCAAUCAGUUAUCAAUGUCUACAAGUUAGUGGUAGGUUAGAUCCAACAAUCUGAAUUGCGAUUUACUUGUGAAUAUUUAAUUGGCUUUUAUUGAAUAAUAGUAUAAAGGGUUAAAUAUCUCAAGUCCUUUCUGCAAAAGCAACUUCCCGUUUGGGAAGCAUAGUCUUACUGCUGUCUUCUUUGAGUGAGUUAUGUUUGUGUGUGAGUUUAUUGACUGAUGGCAAAAAUGGCUUCCUUGUUUCUUUCAGUAUCCUGUUGUGGCCUUUGAUGAGUGGAGUUCUGUUACUAAUCCAUUUACUCACAUCCAGCAUGGUCAACUAAGGGUCCUUUUAGCCAUUGGCUUAGAGGAGCAGGUAAUUUUGUGCACCAUAACAUUGGAUUGUAUUAGCCCGCAGAUCUAUGUAACCUGAUCAGCAAUGUCUGUUUGGGAGGAUGCCAGUCACGCUGGAGGAUUUCUUUUUUAUUUUGUUUAUUUAUACUAGGACUGAAAUACUGAAACUCUGGUUGAAAUUAUUGGGUCCUUAAGUAACUGGUUUUCCUUGCUGUUUUGCAUAGCCUUACUGUUAUAAGGUUGGGUGGAAGUGGGUUAGGGUUAGUUACAUGCAUGUUAGUAGGCUGUAGGGAUGUCUGCGAACUCUUUCCUUUUUUUUUGUUUCAGAUUGCUGCCAUUCUGGCUAUGAAAUGUGGAGGAGAUCUUCCAGUGGGCAUUAGUAAUUUAUGUCCAGAUCACCAUCUUGACAAUCAAAGGUUAAUUUGUAAAAUUGUUAAAUCACAGUUUUUACAUAAUCUCCAGUGAGGUACAUUAGUGAGGCAUUGUGGUCAGUCCUCUAGUAUCCUCAUGAUCAAUGCAGCAUUUUUGUUGAGCAGUUAUUGACUUACAUCUUUUUUAAUUCAAUUUGUAGAGUGAGCAGUAGAGAUGACCAUAAAGGUUUGCAAGAACUUGGUAAGAUAGUGAACUAACCUCUUAACUAUCUCUACGUCAGUUACAAGCUAAACCACAUAUCCUAACAGACUCUUAGAAACUUACUGCCAAAAACUGUGAGCAGUGUGGUUAUUUGGUGGCUACUUUUAAUGUGAUUAAUCGUCUGAAUGAAGGCACCCUGGUUUUGAGAGAGGGUUGAAGAUGAUUUGUUGUGCUUUCUUGACAGUCGAACAUCAGUUUGAGAUCACAGUUGAGGACAUAAGAGGCUUGUGUGUGUUUGGCAGCACUGUUUGGGGUGAAACAGACUGUUUUGUGCAGUAUCACUUUCCAUUCCAGAGGGACUUGCAACAUAGUGAUUUUUCAAGUGAUGGUAAGAUCUCAAUUUCUUCUUUGCCAAGUGAAAGGCCAUUUACACUCUGGAAUGGAAUAAUUCCUGUGAUAUUUUUUUUAAGCGAUCCCAAUCCUUCAACCACAUCGCACCCCUACAACACUGUGUGUCCCUGAUCCAGCGUUCCAUGAUGUCACAAGACAUGCUUUUAAGCUUCCACAAGGUUUCCCAGUCCAGAGACACUUGCUGGCAGCAUUCACCGGCUCAAGACUGGCUGCUACAUCUGUACCAGGGUCAGGUGGAGUUCCUUUUGAACUGUGGAGAAGAUACUAUUACCCAAACAUUAGAGACCAGAUGGUGGCAAAGGUGGGUUGCUAUCUAGAUUCAAUAAUAUAAUGAUAACAUUAUGCUCAAAAAAAUAUACAAAUUUUGACUAUAUAAAUGCUGAUUAAGCUACUUAUUUUAUCUAAUUACUGUACAGCUUUACAUAAGACGUUUACAUGUUCAGAAUGGCAUUGCAGAGUCGCCAUUAUUGAGUAGCACAGAAAGUUAAGGCCGUUUUGAUGAUGCAUACCUUCUGUAAGUUUAUAUGAUUGAGUUUGGGCAGUGAAAUCCUCAUAGAAGCACUCAGAAAAGAAGUCUUUUAUUUUUAUUGUACUGCUGUUUUAAAUGCCUUUGGAACUUCUUAGGGGUAAUCCUGUUGUACAUUCUUCUAAUCCAGGCCAGUCUUCCACUUGCAAAGCUCUGUGCAAUGGUGACAAUGCAGAAACAAGGUGAAGCUAACAUCCAGAGCUUCUCUUUGCCACUGACAGUCCUUGCUGGUGAUGAGGUGGAUGGCAUGCGACAGGACAGGGUCCGUGACACUGGGCUGCUUGAUGUUACUGUAAAGUAUCAGCAGGUGGUAUCCAGGCAUCUUAAAGAAGGACAAACGACCCUGAAGGAAGAUGACAAUCAAAUUUGUCUAUCACUUGAAGUGAUUCAAGCUUGUGGUCUAAAGGUGAAUGGUCUUUGGACAUCCUUCACAAUUAGCAAAGAAGACAGAUAGCAAUUAAUUGAAAUAAAUUAUUGCCAUCUCAAUAUUAAUAUGAAUGUGGUCAUUGUAACGUUGGUGAAGCAUCAAAAAGGUUUUUUUGCAUACUUGCUCCACCAUUUUCUUCUCGGUGUACUUUAUUUGCUGCUUUUUCAUUCUUUCAGCAGCUUGUCCCCCUGGGAAAGGCACAGACUGAUCCUAGACUAUCAAUUAAGCUGUAUUUUCCUUUCAAGACUGCAUAAUUAGUCUUUUACCAACACCAAACAUCUCCUCAUGUACUUUUAACUGUGUUGUUGCUUCAACCACAGGCAGCAGCAAGUCUACAUGCCAGAUCAAACCCAAACCUAUCAUACCCUGCCAAGGUUGGUGUCAAUACUUAUAUUGUGAUCCAUUUCCCAUUUGGACGAAAGCGUAAACAUGUGACGAGGACUGUGGCAAGAACAUUUAGCCCUGAGUUCACCUAUAGUGCAGACCUGUUGUUACCGAUAGUAUUGCCAGCAGGCGUUGGAGGAAAGAAACAGCUAAGCUUAGCAGAACAACUGGAAGACUCUGCAAUCGUUUUUGAAGUUUGGUUAGUAUUCAGGUUCAUUUUUCUUUUGCCUGAGAAACAUUUCCCUGAGAAAUGCCACCUCAGGCCCUGGUUGUUCAAAAGCUUGAUAGUGCUUUCCACUAGAUAAAUCUCUGUUCAGUGGUUAAGUACAUGUAUUUGGGAAACCAAGUGCGUUAUCCACUGGAUAGCGCUCUCCUCCUUUUGAACAACAAGGGCCAACACUUUUUAUUAGUUAAUGGAAAGCAAAUAGAAGAAGAGCUAGGGUAAAGCUUUCAUUGAACAAUCACAUACCAUGUAAGUGGCUAAGGAGUGUUAAGAAAUGUUUCUCAUGACUUCGGGGUUUGAAUUAGCCAGGUGGAAAAUAGAGGAUUUACAGUUAGGAAAACUUACAAAGUAUUACUUCUAACCAGGCAUCAAAUGUCACGAGGGAUGAGUGGUAACCAGGUGACAAGAUCAGGUGACUAUGGCAAGGGUGGUAGGGAAGGAGACGUGUUGCUAGGUGUGGGACGAGUACCACUUAUUAUGCUUCUCACACGUAAGACAGGUUAGUCCGUACUUUAUUUGAGAACAUUUUACGUGCAACUGUAUUCAUAAAGUUCAGUUGUAGAAUUGUCACCAUCCUUGAUUGAAAGUGGUAGCAUGCUAUUGGCUCUAGGGAAAUCUGGUUUCCAUUUUGUACUGACUAUUUGUGGUCGCUUUAUGACAUUAAUGUAAAAUUUGUGUUAUUCAGGAGUCAAAGGAUGGUACCCAAUAUACCCUCCUACUGAAAGCGACGUUCAUGAUGCGUCCUCUCAUGAUGACCCUGAAAAGACCAUCGGGGGAGUGGAACUACGCAUUGGUUUCUCUGAGAAAGAAGACAGAGAUCAUGUCGUACAUAUUUCAAGAGGAGUUGGUUGGUCACCAUCACCUGGGGUAGAAUAUAUUGACGACAGGUUAGGUGAGGAUGAAAUGUCUAAAGAGGGACACUGGGAGUUCUGCUUGAAAAUUAGCAAGGCGUGGAUUCCUCCUUCAGAAAUGAAUUCCAUUAACACCGCAACAAAGAAAGAGGACAGGAAUGUAAAGGCUUAUGCAAGAUAUAAGCUCCAUAACAAAGGUAUGGACAGGAUUAUGUCAUACAUUCUCCAUUUGUAUGUAUGUAUGUAUGUAUGUAUGUAUACCUAAUUGGCCACUCCCCAUUGGGGCUUUUCAGGACCAAUGUAAACAAAUAGUGAUAAAUAAACAUAUAAAGGUUAAGAAUCCCAACUGGCGGGAGGCAGACCAGUUGGCUAUUUACAAGCGUAGACGAGAAGUUGAACUUGGGGCUACCAAGAACAACAUCAGCUAGCGGUCAGAACGGGAUUUGAACCCGCAACCUACGGAUUUCAAAUCCGACGCUCUAACCACUCGGCCACGCUGCCUCCUGGAUUUCAUUCCUCCAUUUCAGUUGUUUGUUUAUAUUUUGUCUAUGAUGCAUAUUUGUCCCAGACAUCUUUAUUGCAUAUAAUUAAUUUGUCUGUUAAGAUUGGUGGUAAAUCAGAAGGAACUAUUUGACUGAAUUAUUACAUACCUUAUUGGGAUCACCUUACUGCCUUUGUUAUUUUUCCAUGUAGCUCCCAUUGUCUCACGAUUAACACCUGUCAGAGAUAGUGGGGAUGGUAAAUUCAUCUGCGAGCUGAAGCACUGCAAAGAAAUCAUGUUACCAGAGACGCCCUCUGUCACCUGGUACAUGAGGGAAGAGAAUUUAGAGAUCCAAGUCUGGCUAAGUAAGAGAAGACAUGAUGCUGAUAGCAACUCAAGAAAAAGAGACAGAUUAAUGGGCUCGGCGUUUGUAGAUGUUUCAUCUAUUCUUAUCAGCCAGCAGAGGAAACGUAGGCAAAUCAGGUUUCAAUCCAUUAAAAUGUUUGGUUAAAAUGUCCUUGAGUCUUUUUAUUGAAUCCCUGGCUUUUUUUGCUCCUAGUGUGAAGUAUACUGAAUUUGUGGUCUCCAUCAAUCCCUAACUUACUUUAAAACCCGACAUUGUUUGUUAUUUUGCAGUGGACUGUAUCCUCUUUUCAGGUCUGGAGCAAGUGACUUGUUUGGUGCAUGCAUUCAUGUACAGGCAGCUCUUAAAUGGUGUUAUGUGAAUAGCAGUGACCAAGAGGUAAGACAGACGUGGUUUCAUGUGUUAAGCCAUCUUCAACAACUAAUGUCAUAAAGACAUUCAUCCUUGGAGUAAAUUGAAAUACUCAAAGUAGGGUCACUCACACCACCCUGGAGUUCUUUGUAUAUACUUUCGUUUAAUUUGUACACUUCAAUUAAUUAAGUCUUCCACAGCCACUAUUAACUUUCUUGGGUAUUCAUUUUAGUUUUAUAAAUAGCGGAAAGUUACUUUCAUCCAUUCUGGAGAAUAAUGAACCACCUUCGACGUGUUUUUUUGAGUCUGGCUCUUCCUAUCAUUGCAAAGCUAAUCUCCCUUCAUGUCACUCACUCUAGUUACGUGUUCUUGUAUUAGCUGCAUGUGGACUCUUUCUUAGGUUAUUAACUUGAGUUCAAGCGACUGGAUUAUCACUUCUUCAUUUCAGUUUGACCUUUCGCAAGACAUAUUAAAUUCAGAUGAUUCAGUUAAUGAUGCUUCCCCUCUCGAAGAUUCUGACGCAUCCAGCAGUACCAUUAAGUCGACCCAGGAUCACUCUGCUAAACCAAGCCAACCAGAAACACAGCUGCCAGUCAUUGACUCAAAUAAUGAUGACACUUUCACCGCUCAUGUUAUCAUUGAACAAGCUCUUCAUCUUCCUACUGUUCCAGGAAGCAAUGGUGAAAGGUAACAUGAACGCUUUAGCUGGCACAUUCCGUAAAUCUAUUAAGCCUUCUCAGGUUCACUGCCAUCUGUGCUUCUCAAGUUUAAAGAUGGCCAAGUAAGGCACUGUUUUCAUAGUGUGAAUUGAUAAACAACAGUCCGGGAAGCAAUGGUGAAAGGUAACAUGAACACUUUAGCUGGCACAUUCCGUAAAUCUAUUAAGCCUUCUCAGGUUCACCGCCAUCUGUGCUUCUCAAGUUUAAAGGUGGCCAAGUAAGGCACUGUUUUCAUAGUGUGAAUUGAUAAACAAAAGUUUGUUUGUUUGUUUGUUUGUUUUUGCAGAACAUUACCAAGUGUGUAUGUUUCCUAUCAAAUGCUUCCUUCUGUACCUCCUUCAUACACAUCUGUUGUUGAGUCCUCAUCCAACCCUACUUGGGAAUAUCAGAAACUGGAAAGGAUAAGUUAUAGCUCACUUAACACUUCACAGGUGAAUGAAGCAUUGUGUUUUUCAUACUUACUAAAAAGUAUGUGUAAGUCUACUUUGCAGUGUUUUAACUGCUGGACCUUCUCCUAGUCGACAGAUUAAUCAAUCCUUCCACUUAAAGGUCACAUAACAUUCACUUCCCCUUAGGUGGCAGUAGCAUCUGGAUGAUGCUUGUUUUAGAUGGAUUGAUAGAAGGGACCCGUUAUUGGCAACACCCAAAGUGAUCUCAGUUAAAUUUGACAGUGUCUAAUUUUUGUUGUAUUUUUUUUCUCUGUUAGGGUCUUGAAUUUAAGGUUUGGCACACUUCGGGCAAGUUCGAGGAAGGUAUGAUUGAGUUUCGAUUACAAUAAAUGCAGCCAAUCCAAUGGAGCAAGGGAAAUUACAUAGGGACAAAUUGAACUACAGUCAAAUCCCAUUUUAGGGACACCCGGUGUAUACAGACACCUCGUUAUUAUGGGCAGUUUGCUUUGUCCCUGGGGAAAGAGGCCCUUACAUUUUCUCUAAAUUCAACCUGCUUAAAGGUACAGAAAAACGGGUAACAAAAAACGUGCAACUUGUUUUGCAACAUUGCUGCAAAACGAGUCGAAUAGAGAUGUUGCGCGUUUUACCACCCAAAUAAAACCUGUCUUGUUACAAAUCAGUCCGUACCUUAAUUCGGACACUUGUCUAUGGCCCCCUCGGAGUGCGUAUUGAAGGGGUUUGACUGUAUUAGGUUGGAUACUGCUACACUCAUGCUUCUCGUCUUAGACUUAAGAGUACGAGUUAUUUCACUGAUGAAAUAAUCAGGUGUAUAUAACUUUUCCUUGCAGGUCACACCAAAAUGCCUGAUUCUACCAGAGAGAAUCCAGAUAGCUCCAGUGGUGCGGACCGAGUUCUUGGGGUCGUGUUAUUUGAUUUAUCACCACUGUUGGCUGGUAUGAGGCAGCUAAUUGGAUGGUACAAUGUAACCGAUUUUAACGGAGACUGCAAAGGACAGAUCAAGGUAUUUUGAUCAAAGCGAAAGUUUAUCAACCGAAUUUAUGAUAUCCUGAGAUCGGAUGAAACACAUAUUUAAAUGUGAAACAAAGGCUCUCUAAUGAUUAACAAUUUUUGAAGGGAUUUAAAAGCAAAACUUUGCAAGAUUUGUCCAAACCUUCUUCACAAUAGUUGUCUUGUUGUUGAUGUUGUUGUUGUAUUUCAGAUUGGUGUUUCACCUGUUAUCCCCGUGUCUCCUCCACGAUCUUUACCUGCUUCAAGGCAGCGGCUUCACCUCCCAUCUUCCACGCAGCAAGAUGUGAGUUAACUUAGUUCUGCUUUUGGACUUUCAACAGUUUCUAUGAUCUAGAAAAGAUUCAUAGUUCCACUGUUUUUACUUAGGUGUACCUGCUUUUCUGAACUCGUAAAUUGUGACAUUUCCAAAACCGUAAAUAUUUAUUGCAAACAUCAGUGAUAUUUUUUAGCGUUUUUGUAUUGUAAAUUACCAAUUAUUACUUUAUCGGUUAUUAUAUAUUACCGUAAUUACUUUUACACUAAUUUUAAAAUACACAUGCAAGUUUUAACGAGAACAUGAUUAUGUACUCACCUGUGUAUACUACUUUGUGAUAAGUGUAUUCAUAAAAUUUAACUGAUUGUGUAAAAUAUCAUUCUGUCAAGGUUACGUUCACUCAAAGCUAUAAUUAAAGUAGCCAGUUCACAGACCCUCUCUUUUCUCUUAAAAGCCUCUUAAGUGCGCGUGAUAAAAAUAAAAACAGCAGGGAAUUAAAUGACUGCUAGCGUUAGGGGGUAGAGGUGGGGGAAGAAGGAAAUAAAAAUAAAAACAACUAGUUCUUUAUUUUUCUUUCUCGCGCUCCGCGCUCGUUGUCGCGUUUCGCGCUCGCCGAUUAUCGAAAAGAAAAAUAAAGCAACGUCUGUGUACAGGCUAUAAUUAAGGUGGCUCGACAUUUAUUUUGAAGGGCACACUUUCUAUCUUUGAACUUCUUAUUCCGAAGUAGCUUGAUCUUAACAAAUGAAUAACACAUUGACUGACACUAUAUUAUAUUAAUUUUUACAAGACUGGAAUUAAUAUCUUGGACAAUUCAGUCUAUAAAACGCGUCCUUAAACUAGCUUGUAUGAAUGGAUUAUCCCUAUAUAAAUGAACUAGUUGUUAAGUGAACUCUUCUAAUUACUCACUUUAUUCACUUCAUUCACUUCUUUUAUUCACUAAGCUAAUCGAGUUUGGUUGUAGGUUGAGCUGACUGACUCGUCGUCUCUAAUCAACCAGAGCGAAUCACAUCAAAUGAUUCAUCAGGAUGGUUCAGUCCUCAGAUUACACACAGACAAAAAACCUCAGGAUGAUCAAACCAGUGGCUUUAGACCACAUACACUUGAUACUGCCAUUCACACACUGGAUACAGAUGUAGGAACAGCGCCAGUAUCUUCCACUUCCUUCCUCUUGUCCCAAUUAAGGUGCGUAGGCUACUUGUUUUCUCAUCAAUUUUUUUGGUUGGAUUUUUGAACAUGUCUUGCUAGUUGAUACGCUCUUUCAGUUCCUGAUACCAUGUGAUACUGUUCGUCGAGUGAUCGGGGAAACACUUUUUUCUGUCAUAGCUAGCUACUUAACCGUGUUUGUCGAUAAUUUCGAUCAUUUCCUUAUCGGAUAAAAAAUAAGCAGACACAUUAGAAUUGGUAACACUAAUCGCUAUUAAUAUAGUACCGUAAGAGUGAAAUUGAUACGCAUUCUUCUUGUCACUAAGACUCGGAAAAUGUUGAUGAUUCGAUUCCAACUGAGACAUUAUGCCCUUUAAACUAAGGUACCCAAAGCAUUCUUCCAUAAACGAUGCAUGCGAGUUCCUUCUGUGUCAGUGUAUGUACGAGCUUAUAGACUUAAGUCAGGCUUUCUUUUUUCCUUGUGUUCUUUUCUUAGACAUAGCAUGAAGGAGUUGGAUGUUCUACAGCAAAGCUUAAACGUCAAGUUAAAAGCUGGCAGUGCGGUAGGGGAUAGCAGUGUUCUCCCUCAGGAACGCCAAUCCGUUGUUGCUUUACCAAGUUUUUUCUCAGACACAGUUGCCACAAGAGAGUUAAAGGGUUCAGAAACAAUUCAUGCCAAACACAGAAUUGCUGAAGAACCUGAUUUGAGGAGUAAAACCGCCUCAGAAACUGAACAUAAGGAAAUGGAAUUUAGACGGGGAAUAGUUUCGCUAAAUGAUAAAGAAAUCAUCACUCCUGGUGAUAGGCGGUUGCUGUCCUCUCCAUUUUCUGUUCGUGAUGAUACUGUUGAAGGAACUGGAGAUACGAUCAAACAGGGCGAGGUGGAAGCAUCUAGUAGCAAAGACAUUUUAGACCCUCAUAAAAGUGAAGACGAAUGUGUACUUCAAAAUGCAGAGGGUGACAGCUUCUUCACUUUCAAGGGAAGGACUUCUUUAAAUGAAGGAACAAACAAGAGAGACCUCUUUCCUUUUGAUGAAGAUAGAAAAGAAAAUAUACGUCCUAAUCAGGGAGUUGACAGUUUCUUCGGUUUAGAGAGAGACAAGUCUGCUGAAAAUCGGAGGCCUUCAAUUGAUAGUGAGCUAAGUAUUAGUGAUGUCUAUGAUGAUCUCUCUGUUAGUGGAUAUGUCCAGGAUAACUCGAAAACUGCAAGGUUUACUGACAUUAAAGACAGUUGGCUAAGCAGCGAAGAUGAAGACAUACCAGAACCUGUAGAACAGUCUGAAAAUCCUGGUCUGUCAAAAUCUCCUUCCGAAAUUUCUUCAGAGAGUGAUGCAAAUGGUGAACUGAACAAUGGUGCAGCGUCGUUGCCAAGCACUCAAGAACUUUAUUUUAAUCCUGAUGCUAAUAGUGACGAAGUGAAAGACAAGGAAAUAGUUGAUAGCAGUAUGAAAGGGGACCAACAAGGUGUAAGAAGGAGGAUAAUCAUGGACAACCUGGACUUCAUUGAUAAAGCUAGUGCUGACGUCCCUGGUGAAAGUGCCGCUGGUCGGUCAGUUAAUAGUGGUUCAGAUGCCAAAAACGCAACCUUUCAAACUGAUGAAGAAAAUGACUACAACUCUCUCGUUUAUCACAGAAAACCACAGUCGAGAGAACUGCCAACGAGCCCAGCUCUGUCAGUUCCUCGUUCUGGUCAUCAUCUGACAAACACUUUGCCGAACUUUUUUAUGCCUACAGAACAAUUAGUAGAGUCUAUGAUGUCGCUAAGAUUAGGUUCCUCAAAUCAAAGAUACGGCAGUACUUCACAUUCCAAACUACUGGCUCGUUCCAGUCAUUUGAAACGUGACGGCCAACACACAAAAGGGAACUUAACUGAACAGUUCACUAAACGCAAGCCUGUUUACAAAGUAAGAAGAGACGAAAGACCGCCAAUAUCUAGAUCAGAGGCAGCUCGGAUUGCUAAAAUUUUCAAUUCUGAGAGUGUUUAG